ACAACUGUAGGGGCACUUACAAUGGCAAAAACUUAGGUGCCCUCUUAGAUCCCCUUCUGAAGUAAGAAGACUAUUUCAUCAUACUUGAUGCAUUAAAGCUUUUGGGCGUUGGUGGGGCCCCGUGACAUGAAUUAGGAGCCCUUUUCAUUUUUUCGGCCCUGCCCCUCAAUCAGCCUGAGCCCGCCCCUGGUCGGGUUGAGGGAUCCUGCUAAUGUUCAAUUUAGUUCGCCCAUGACUUCAUCACUGUGCGUGGACGGGAUUAGGUCAGGCAGACCGGAAACAGGAUCCGGAUACCAAAAUAAAAGCAUCAAAAAGAGAGACAGGGGAAAGCGGUAAACUGCGGCGGCGUCGGCGUUGCUAUGGCAACCGCAAGAGCGUCAAGGAGCGAGGAGCAGGAGAAAAGUAGAGAGGACAGAGGAGGUCGCAAGUCUGUGCUGGGUUUGUACGACACCGGCGGUGGGCUGUGUCCUCUUGCUGGAAGAUGACGGACUCGGUGGUCCUCCAGUGGGACGCGCCGCCCCACCAGCGAACCGCGGAGCUGCAGCGGUGCAGCGGAGACGAGCUGGAGGCGGAACUGAAGGAGAUCCUGGGCUUUAGGAACCAUCACACCUGUAUGAAGGAAGCUGCCCUGCUGGAUUACUAUGUCUGUGGUGUCUGUUGGGCUAAAGAGGCCAACUUUACCCCCGCACAGACCUCCUUCACUAUAGCUGUGCUACACAUGCUGCUGGACAACAUAAGAGAGAAACAGAUGGGUUUAGUGGAGAACCUGAUGGAGUUUGCUAAGGCCCUAGCUGCCGCCUGCCAGUGCUUGUCGUCAGAGAAAGACACCACUUCACUUCUGAACAGAGAAGAAGCCAAAGAGCUCAUAAGUUACAUCAGAAACAGUUUUUUCCAGAAGUACACACUCUUCGAGCUCCUCCUCACCACGCCCAGAGAAGAAUUCCUGACAGGCAUGGAGAGGACCAUUGAGGUGUUCAGUUGUCAGGAGAAUACUCUCACCCCAUUGGAGGAAGGCAUCUCCACUCAUCUCUACUUCCAGUUACAAGACCCUUUGUGUAACCCAGAGAAAUGAACAGUGGAGCACACUUGAAACGACCCCACAGCGGAGAGGAAGCAAGAGCGAGAGAACUUCAUAUACGCACUGGAAGGGGUUGAUAAAUCAAAAAACAAAGGGUUUGAGACAAAAGAGGAGCUGCAGGAAUGGACCGUGUGAGGAAACGUGUGAUGUGUUUAUUGAACAUUAGAGCAUAUAAACCUUUACAAGUAAUAACCCAAAUUAAGAGUUAUGAACUUGAAUAUGAGCAUAAUAUGUCUCAUUUAAUAUCACUAAUCAAUCCCAAUCUAAUAACUGACCAUUCAAGUCUAAUAAAAACAGCUGAUCCGUCUUUCAACAAUACUGUACCUUCAAUGCUGUCAUAAUAUGUAUCACCAUUCUUUUUCUUUUGUUUCUUUUCUUCUAAUAAACCUACAGGAAAACACAA
Messenger RNA from Scophthalmus maximus (turbot), 1481 nucleotides. RefSeq names its product ciliary associated calcium binding coiled-coil 1 (gene cabcoco1). The coding region runs from base 482 to 1072 and encodes 196 amino acids. NCBI's taxonomy places the organism in Eukaryota, Metazoa, Chordata, Actinopteri, Pleuronectiformes, Scophthalmidae. The transcript is spliced from 6 exons. The record is from RefSeq and is a predicted model, not a curated record.